AUGAUUGGUGAGAUGACGGAAGAGAGGCAACGCAGAUUUGGCCAAAAACUUGUGGAUGCUAUUGUGGAAUUUUGUGUCGCACAGGAUAUUCCCAUGAACUGUGUGUCCGACCCAACGGGUGAUUUGGCCAAGCAACGUGCUGUGAGUGAAUCAACGAUAGCCGCAUAUUUCGUAAAUUACGUUAAAACCGGCCUACCAUUGCAUUUGGAUGUUAUUGGAAUAAGCAAGAAACACAUGGAUGUUGUACACACUACGAUCCGUGAAAAUGGUUCAGAUAUCGUACGGCUAAAGCCAAUCAUGGAAAAACUUCCGGAAGGAUUCAUUGAUUAUAAUCGACUAAAAAUCAUCUUUGGCAUCUUAGAAUACGAAUACGGCACUGAGCAAGAUUCGAAAGUUGGCGAUACCACUAGUAAUACAACUUCUGCUUCCCCCGGUGAAGCGAAGAAGAGAAGUGUGCCAGAUUGGAUGAAAAACACACAAUCUUCAAUGCAGCGCAAAAAAAUGAAGAAACCGAACUUGUUCAGUUGA
This is a messenger RNA of Gongylonema pulchrum, 528 nucleotides long. The record is from the annotation of a GenBank genome assembly. NCBI's taxonomy places the organism in Eukaryota, Metazoa, Nematoda, Chromadorea, Rhabditida, Gongylonematidae.